GCUCCUCCUUGUCGAGUCUGAGUUGAUAAGGCUUGCCCUCUGAAUCUCUCUAACUUAUAACUCGAACCAGAGCUAGUCAAUGGCUUACAAUCUCUGCCAUUCAACUUCCUCUCUCUUCCUCGACCGUCAACCUGUCUUUUACUCCUCCUCCUCAACACCGAAGCCAAAACCCAGGUCCUUUACUUUCACAUUUCACUCUAAACCCUCCCUCCAAAAACCCCACGUUUCUUUGCAAGAAACAUCCAACCAUAACUCUACCAAGGAUAGUUCUUCCUCAAACUCUUACAUCUGGGUCAACCCCAGAAGCCCCAGGGCUUCGAAGUUGAAGAAAAAUUCUUAUGAUUCAAGGUAUACUUCUCUUGUUAAGGUAGCUGAAGCUUUGAAUGUGUGUAAUGCUAACGAGGAUAGUGUUUCUAGUAUUUUGAGUUGCUUAGGUGAUGAAAUUUUGGAGCAAGAUUGUGUGAUUAUUAUUAAUAACAUGUCGAACCCGGAUACCGCAUUGCUUGCUUUAAAGUAUUUUCAGAACAAGUUGAAGAAAGCCAGUAGAGAGGUGAUUUUGUAUAAUGUAACUUUGAAAGUGUUGAAAAAGAGUAGGGAUUUGGAUAAAGCGGAGAAGUUGUUCGAGGAAAUGCUUGAGAGAGGGAUUAAGCCUGAUAAUGUUACGCUUUUUACUUUAAUUGGUUGUGCUAUGAUGUGUGCUUUGCCUGGCAAGGCGGUUGAGUUGUUUGAGAAGAUGCCUAGUUAUGGGUGUGAGCCUGAUGAUGUUACUUUUUCAGCUAUGAUUGAUGCGUAUGGACAGGCUGGUAAUGUCGAUAUGGCUUUGAGUUUGUAUGAUAGGGCAAGGAAUGAGAAAUGGCGGAUUGAUCCCAUGACCUUUUCUACUUUGAUUAAAAUAUAUGGGACGUCUGGAAAUUUUGAUGGGUGCUUGAAUGUUUAUGAAGAAAUGAAGGCUUUAGGUGUUAAGCCAAAUAUGAUUGUAUAUAACAAUUUGUUGGAUGCUAUGGGAAGAGCCAAGAGGCCAUGGCAGGCAAAAAAUAUCUAUAAAGACAUGACUAGUAAUGGAUAUUUGCCAAAUUGGAAGACAUAUGCAUCACUAUUGCGGGCUUAUGGGAGAGCCCGGAGGGGUGAGGAUGCUCUUGCUGUUUAUAGGGAGAUGAAAGAGAAAGGACUGGAAUUGAAUGUGAUUCUUUAUAAUACUAUUUUGGCCAUGUGUGCAGAACUUGGUUAUACUGAUGAAGCUUUUAAGAUAUUUGAAGACAUGAAAAGUUCUGGAACUUGCAAUCCUGACAGUUGGACAUUUUCAUCUUUGAUUACCAUAUGUUCAUGCAGUGGGAAAGUCUCUGAGGCAGAGGUCAUGUUGAAUGAGAUGUUAGAAGCUGGCUAUGAGCCUAAUAUAUUUAUUCUAACAUCGCUUAUCCAAUGCUAUGGAAAAGCCCAGCGUAUUGAUGAUGUUGUGAAGACAUUCAAUCGAAUGCCAGACUUAAGCAUAACACCCGAUGAUCGCUUCUGUGGCUGUCUUCUGAAUGUGAUGACUCAAACUCCUAAGGAGGAGCUUCCCAAGCUUACUGAGUGCAUUGAAAAGGCCAAUCCAAAGCUGGGUAAUGUAGUAAAGCUUCUCUUGGAGGAGCAGGGUACUGAAGGAGAUUUUAGAAUGGAAGCUUCUGAGCUCUUGAUUUCGAUUAGCAAUGAAGUAAAGAAAGCAUACUGCAAUUGCUUAAUUGAUCUCUGUGUCAAUCUCAACCUGUUGGAGAAAGCAUGUGAACUACUGGACCUGGGGCUUAGACUGGAGAUUUACACAGAUAUACAGUCCAGGUCUCCAACUCAGUGGUCCUUGCAUCUGAAGAGUCUCUCUCUUGGGGCUGCACUGACUGCAUUACAUGUUUGGAUAAAUGACCUGUCAAAGGCACUAGAAUCAGGCGACGAGUUUCCGCCAUUACUUGGAAUUAAUACAGGGCAUGGAAAACACAAGUACUCGGACAAAGGCUUAGCAACUGUGUUUGAGUCACAUUUGCAGGAAUUAAAUGCUCCUUUCCAUGAGGCGCCAGAUAAAGUUGGGUGGUUUUUAACUACACAGCAUGCAGCCAAGUCAUGGCUGAAGUCUAGAAAUUCACCUGAAUUAGUCACUGCCUAGGUUCUCAGCUCAUGAGGGUUUGGCAAUCUAAAUCCAUCUUCUUUGCUUCAGUGCCUAAUAUUUAUCUAAGACAUGUUCAUCUUCUCAAGUUCAUCUAUGCUAUCUCUCCAUAUUAUUUCUCUUGGUAGAGGAAGAUUUUUUGUACUAUUACAAACAACUUUUGUCUAUAAAGUAUUAUAGCGUUAAUGAAAUCAGACGAAUUGUUGAUUA
Mangifera indica (mango) is the source of this 2341-nucleotide messenger RNA. Its product is annotated as pentatricopeptide repeat-containing protein At4g16390, chloroplastic-like. Gene Ontology annotation, molecular function: protein binding. The transcript has a single exon. The record is from RefSeq and is a predicted model, not a curated record. Bases 80 to 2131 code for a protein of 683 amino acids. NCBI's taxonomy places the organism in Eukaryota, Viridiplantae, Streptophyta, Magnoliopsida, Sapindales, Anacardiaceae. Gene Ontology annotation, cellular component: chloroplast.